Nelumbo nucifera (sacred lotus) is the source of this 2430-nucleotide messenger RNA. It is a transcript of the gene CENP-C, whose product is annotated as centromere protein C. NCBI's taxonomy places the organism in Eukaryota, Viridiplantae, Streptophyta, Magnoliopsida, Proteales, Nelumbonaceae. Gene Ontology annotation, biological process: spindle attachment to meiosis I kinetochore; attachment of mitotic spindle microtubules to kinetochore; kinetochore assembly. The record is from RefSeq and is a predicted model, not a curated record. Gene Ontology annotation, molecular function: centromeric DNA binding. Gene Ontology annotation, cellular component: kinetochore.
AUUAUAAGAUGUCUCCCGCUCUUUUCCAAUUUUCGAAAUGAGGGAACUCUCUCUCUCUCUCUCUCUCUCUCUCUCUCUCGUUAGGGUUAUUCUUUGGUAUCUCUGCAACUAAAAGGUCUGAAAUCGACAUGUAAGAUGGCAUCUAAACUUCAAAGUGCAGAUCUGGUCGACCCUCUGGUUGGGCUGUCGACUAUUUCUUUGUUUCCUCGAACAUUUAAAGAUUCGAUGAAGGCGGUAGAAUCAGAACAGCAGGAUAUGGAGAAUAUCCAUAACUAUCUUAAAUCCAUGACAUUAAAAAACCCAAAGAAACUCCUAGAGCAGGCGAAGACCAUUUUAAGCAACAGCUCUGAACCUCUGGAUUCUGAGCUUCCAUGCCAUAUUUCAUCUGAACAUGAAGAUGGAGCUGCUGCUGCAAAGGGCAAGGGUCGUCCUCAAGAGCGAAGACCGGCCUUGGGACGUAAAAGGGCUCGGUUUUCUUUGAAGCCUAAUGCAAGUCAACCUACUUUGGAUCUGGAUUCAAGUAUAGACAUUGAUCAGUUGGAAGACCCAGAGGAAUACUUUUUGGCCCAUGAAAAGAUUGAAAAUGCCAAAAAAGAAAUACAGAAACAGAGGGGUGAUGUCUUGAUAAAUCCAAAUCAGCAAAAUCUUUCUACAAAUGUGCGUUGUCGUCGACCUGGAAUUCUAGGGAAAACAGUUAAUUAUAAACAUCGUUAUUCAUCAAUUUCUGUUGACAAUGAAGAGAUUUCUGUAUCCUCACAAAAGGAAUUUGAAAUGGACAACCCAAGCCAAUCUGAUUAUAGUCCUCACGAAGAAAAGAAAAAUCAGGAUGGGACAUCAGAGGAAAAGGAAAGAGUUGGAGAUGAAGUGGAAGAUGUUAUUCCCGAAGAAGGUUCAGUAGCUUUGGCAGAGAACAAAGUCAAUAAUCUUUUGGACGAAUUGCUAUCUACCAAUUGUAAUGAUCUAGAUGCAGAUGGUACUGUAAGUUUAUUGCGUGAGCGUUUGCAGAUUAAGUCAAUUGAUUUGGACAAAUUAUCCUUCCCUAGCUUGGACAGUGUUCGAAGUAAUGAUGUUAAGGCAGCAGAUGAAUGGUCGUUGAGGCCGAGAAAAGCAUUAUCAGAUAUACAUAACAUAAUAAGAAGGACAAGCACAGAGACAUCUACAGAACAUAAGCAAAUGUCAGGAAGCCCAGUUUGCCCGAAGGUUUCAACAACCCUGCAAAGGAGCCCAUUGACCUCAUUAUUUUUAUUGAAGAGGCGUAUGCCAGAUAUGGAUCCACCGAAUGACCCAUUCUCUUCAGAUGGUAUUGAUGCAUCACCUGCCUCUCAUUCUUUCCCGGUUAGAGGCAUCAACAGGCAAAUUCUCUCACCUCGUGUUGGAACCAGUAAUCCAGAACCAGAAAAUCCUACUCCUGCAGAGGAUGAUGGGAAGGGAUCGAGCCAUUCUGGCAAGUUGCAGUCACUAAUGCUUGAAGAGGAUAUAUCUGCAGGCAAUGAAAUGGAUUCAGGAAAACUUGCAGCAGAAGAUUUGGGUUCUCCAUUUGACAAGCCUAUUCAUGAAACCUCUAGUGGAUGUGAUACCGAUAUGAACAUUGGGUCAAAUGGAUCUCAUGGUGGCUUGAAGGAUGUGGCAAAAGAUGCACAAAAGCAAACUGUGACCCCUGAGCAGCUCAAGCUUGGGAUAGAAAGUUUAAGUGUGGACCAACAGCAUUGUAAUGGUAAUCAGUUAGAUCAACCAGGCUCUACUCUAGGUGACCCAUGCUUAGAGGAGCAAACAUCACAAAGGAUAGAUAUUCCUUCUGAACAAAAUGAGAAAGAAACAUAUGUGGUUCUCAUUGAACAGACAAAUCGGAAUCUUUCUAUGAUGACACCAAAUCAACCGAGCAAACCAAAAUUACCUCCAGGCAAUAGAAGGAAAAGAAAGGGACAGAUAGAUCAGGAAACUUCUAUGAUACCAUCAAAUCAACAAAGCAAAGCACAAGCACCUCCAGGCAAUACCAGAAAAAGGAAAGCACUCUCUCAUAGGAACAGCCUUGCAGGGGCUGGGUCUUCAUGGGAAUCUGGGGUAAGGCGAAGCCACAGGAUCAAGUUUAGACCUUUGGAGUAUUGGAAUGGUGAGAGGUUUUUAUACGGGCGCAUACAUGGCAGCUUAGCGACCGUAAUUGGAUUGAAGUAUGCAUCUCCGGCAAAGGGUGACGGAAAGCCUACAUUUAAAGUGAAGUCUUAUGUUUCCGACGAAUACAAAGAGCUCGUAGAACUGGCAGCUCUGCAUUGAGAAAUUCUUUGUUUGAACAUGUAUGUAUGAAUCACCUUUUUGUGAUCAUCUCUCGUACUGGUACUUUUCACCAACGAUUAGUAAAUGUAUGCGCUUAUUCUUAUGUAUCUACUAGAAGUAUGCAUCCACGGGCUGGUGUUACAAGAUGCCCAUGUUCUA